AUGUCUACAAUCUUGUACUUCAUAUCAAAGUAUUUUGCAGGAGAUUUCUCUCCCAACAACAGCCCGGCUAUAGAGGAAGCACCGCUCCCAGCACCAGCGAGCACCCCGGUGUCGCCAGUCCACCGCGACUAUCAGACCUACCUGCUCCGCAAGCGGCGUGAUCGUUCGGAUGAUCGGGAGAGAAACGGCAACCUCUCAGCGGCGGCAAGGCCACGCGACAUCGAGCAGCUGACCUCUCCUACCAGCGACAAGGGCUUUUCAACUCACAGCGGCAAAGUCAACGAUGUAGGAUCGCCAGGCAUCGCUUGGGGGAAAAAGAAAAACAUUUCAGACCUUGACGCCAAAAGCUUAAACAACGGAGACGAUGCUGUCCCUACACAACAAACCGAAAUCGACAAACCAUCUGAUGCACCCCUCAGUAUUUCUACAAAUGUUGGUGACGAGAGACAACCCUUACCUCAAAGUAAAGACUCUCAUGAAUUGCAGGGCUCUGGAGUAGAAAUCAUUGAUUCCAAUGACAACCCUGUGGAUUCUGAUCCCUCACCAAAAAGCGAAGAAUUAUACCAACAAGCUGAGUACCCUACUUUUACCGACGACAAAGCGUACCUCUUUCUCGACGCCAAGCGACAUCCUGGAAGCACUGAAGAAGAGUUCUACGACAUAAAUCGUGAGAAGAUCAAUCCUACGUCCCUGCACACGUCAAAAAACGGGGUAAUGGAAGCAGACGACGACGAUAUUUUGAGAGGUAAGACGCAGUCGACUGCAGAAGAUGUAGAGUCAAAUGGCGUCUUCACCAGAACCGGCACCUUCGAUAUCAUCGACGAAGGUGACCAGAUCCAGGACUCACAUACCAAGACCGCACGAGCCAACCAGAUUGGUUUAGGCGCACUGUUUUCUCAGAAUAAUCACCUUUAUCAUCAAGAUAAAGACAUUGCACAGAAAGCAAGGCCUAGUGCCGAUGAAGGCGAACCACAAUUAAAGAAUCAAGAGAGCAAAGAAGAAGUGCCAUACUCCAGAGGAAGUUUUGAUACUCAAGAAAUCAAGCAUCUCCGUGCCUCAAAGGAAUCUACGAACUCUACCAUUCACAGCCACACUUCAAGUGCCCAAACCAACCGUCGGCGUAGACGAGACAUCGGCGAUCAAGUUUACGAAGAAAGUUCAGGCGAAGACCUCGAAACUACCGAAAUGCCGGUGCAAGAUACAAUCACAGACGCUGUUAGGGGUGGUAGAAGCACAAUUGGACCGGACGUGGAAGAGGUAACACUAACACAUCCGUUACGUGUCACAGGAGAAACCAAUGCUACUGCAACACUCAACGGCAAAGAAGCAACUGUGACAAUCACCGAAAACACGUCUACAUCAGGUAGCAAUCACCAAUGGUUACGGGUUUCUCAGAACUGGGCAGUCCAAGACAACCUGCAAGACUCAAGGCGGCCCGCCUGGAGGGCUCUAGACCUAGACCCGUACACCACUUGGCGCAUUGAGCGGACUCUACCUUUGAUCAUUGACUUUGGAGCCUCAUACGAACUUAGUCGGAUCCGUGUAACAUACGAGGAAAAUCAGCAUGCCAUCACAGGGUACAGACUUUACAUGUCAGCCGGACCACAUGCGCAAAGACAGCAAGUGAACUGGACUCAGGUCCUGACCACCCAAAGGCAAAACGUCAGCACAAGAGUAGAAACUAUCGCUGGAUUUGGGGGCACUGGCCGCUCUUGGAAGCUGGAUUUUGUGCAUGUUCUCAAUGAACCAGAGUUGUGGUGUAACGCAACGUAUAUGGGCUUAACCUCUCGCGACAGAAGGAAAGACACAGUUUAUGUGACAAGUGUGCAAUUUUUCGGUACAAAAGUUGCGGGCGACGAAACAGCUACAUCUUCUGGCCACUGGAUAGCACACGCCGACAUCAGUCCUGAAGCCCAAGAGUACACCGGCUCCGCUCACUAUAGGAGGGGGAUGCGGAAUGGAGUUACAGAUAUACUGAGGGGAGGAAACACCAUGUGGAAACCACUGGGAACACCUCGGUACCACAAUAACUGGUUUGUCGUCCUGGACUAUCAUGUCAGUUACACCAUGAAGAAGCUGCGGAUUGUCAACUACGGCUGUGACUGGAUCCAUGACGUCAAGGCGUUCACUCUACAAGUCUCCAUCGCGGGAAACCCUUACAGAUGGACCCCCGUGCUGACCGUGACUGACGUGGCAGCGAACACCUCCCUCCCGCAGUACUUCGGCGGCUUCUCGGCGUCGGGCCGCUACUGGAUGGUCACCGUAACGGCCACCUACUCGGGCUGGGAGCCGUGGAUGAGAACGUUUCAGCUCUUUGGCAUAAAAGACUCACCAUAUCUCUGUACCCCGAUGUUGUUAACGAUCACUGCCACUGGUGUGAUAAAUGGGCCUACCUGGGAUCAUAUAAACGAUGUGGAUGAUGAUGAAAUGCCAAUGGGGACAGUUAUCAAUACUCAGUGGAUUGAUCAUACCCGCAUAUAUGACGUCAUGUGGAACAACGGAAGCAGUGGCCAAUACGUCAUUGGAGACGUCGGAAACACGCGGCGGAUUGACCUUUCACCUGCUGGCUUUGAUUGCCGGAGGGAUGUCGUUCCUAACAUCAUGCUACCACUUAAGGUGGACAUCUGCUGCGUUCCAGGUCACAUAGACUGGAAUCCAGAGGCCGAGCUGAGUGGACUGCAGUGUUCCAACACAGCCAGUUGCAGGGUGUGCGGAAGCAUGACGGGAAAUUCUUGCGGCUGUGACAAGGCAUGCAGGAUAUUUAGAGACUGUUGCCAUAACUACGCGUCCGCCUGUGGUGAUGACGUAACAGAUGAUGGGGACAUCCGGCCAGUGAUACAGCCGGACUCCUGCAAGGGAAGAUGUAACACGGAGAACAUUGUCAGCAAAGUGACGUGCAGCUGCACAAGUUCCUGCAACUUGACGGAAACUUGCUGUGAUGACUUUGAGGAUGUCUGUCAGGGUGGAAACGCCAACAUCACUACAUCUGAUAGCAACCAGGUAAGGAUGAUUUUGUCUUCGAAUUCGCGAAUCUAUUACAGUAUUGCUAUCAACUAACGAACUACGGGAACGAAAAAAUCAACUAGUUCAACGGUUUUGUUUCCUUUGACA
This is a messenger RNA of Branchiostoma floridae (Florida lancelet), 3111 nucleotides long. RefSeq lists its product as uncharacterized. The record is from RefSeq and is a predicted model, not a curated record. Bases 1 to 3057 code for a protein of 1018 amino acids. Lineage: Eukaryota; Metazoa; Chordata; Leptocardii; Amphioxiformes; Branchiostomatidae. Gene Ontology annotation, molecular function: metal ion binding; ubiquitin-protein transferase activity. The transcript is spliced from 11 exons.